Messenger RNA from Loxodonta africana (African savanna elephant), 6503 nucleotides. RefSeq names its product ectonucleoside triphosphate diphosphohydrolase 4 (gene ENTPD4). Gene Ontology annotation, cellular component: Golgi apparatus. The record is from RefSeq and is a predicted model, not a curated record. Gene Ontology annotation, molecular function: UDP phosphatase activity; GDP phosphatase activity. NCBI's taxonomy places the organism in Eukaryota, Metazoa, Chordata, Mammalia, Proboscidea, Elephantidae. The transcript has 13 exons. The coding region runs from base 484 to 2334 and encodes 616 amino acids. Gene Ontology annotation, biological process: UDP catabolic process.
CAGGCGGACCCGGCACACGCUGGGGAGGGACCUGCAAGGGACAGGGCGUGUUUCACCGAGGAUCCAGUUGGGCUUCUUGCAACAUGUACACGUCCAGCGUCAUUUUUGCUUUGCUCUGCGUUUGCUGAAUUUCGUACCUUAGAUUUCUCCUUGGGAAAAUAGAGCUAAUUGCGCGAUAAAGUGAUGGUGCAGAGCAGUUAGUGUUCCUCAAACUUGACUAAUGUAUGGGCACCUUUUAAAGGGACACUUCUCGCAUUCUCAAGAAUAUGUUCCAGAACCUACUGGGGACCCAGUUGAAUGAACACUGGGACAGAACAUUUGUAGAGAAUGACAUUUAUCACUAAGAAGGAAAAGAAACGCUUUACAGUCCAGGAACUUCCAUGCUAGAAGGACGGCUCUAACUCUGCGAGGACUCCGUUGCUUCUGUAACUGUGUGCGAGAAGGACUGACUCCGAGAACACAGCCUGAUUCUGAUCUGUCAGUAUGGGGAGGUUCGGCAUCUCCUGCCUUUUACCUGCUUCCUGGCAUUUUAGUAUCUCUCCAAUGGGGUGUCUUCGAAUCCUGAAUACCAAUUUACGCCAGAUUAUUGUCAUCAGCAUCCUGGCUGCUACUGUUUCAGUUUUAUACUUUUCUGUUGUCAUAAUCCGAAAUAAGUAUGGGCGGCUAUCCAGAGACAAGAAGUUUCAAAGGUACUUGGCACGAGUUACUGACAUCGAAGCUACAGAUACCAAUAACCCCAACGUGAACUACGGUAUCGUGGUGGACUGCGGCAGCAGUGGGUCUCGAAUAUUUGUCUAUUGCUGGCCAAGGCAUAAUGGCAAUCCUCAUGAUCUGCUGGAUAUUAGACAAAUGAGGGAUAAAAGCCGAAAGCCAGUGGUUAUGAAAAUAAAACCUGGCAUUUCAGAAUUUGCUACCUUUCCAGAGAAAGUCAGCGAUUACAUUUCUCCACUCCUGAACUUUGCUGCAGAGCACGUGCCACGGGCAAAACACAAAGAGACCCCACUCUACAUUCUCUGCACGGCUGGGAUGAGAAUCCUUCCUGAGAGUCAACAGAAGGCCAUUCUGGAAGACCUUCUGACUGAUAUCCCUGUGCACUUUGACUUUCUGUUUUCUGACUCCCAUGCAGAAGUAAUUUCAGGGAAGCAAGAAGGUGUGUAUGCUUGGAUUGGCAUUAAUUUUGUCCUUGGACGAUUUGAGCAUAUUGAAGAUGAUGAUGAGGCAGUUGUGGAAGUUAACAUCCCUGGUAGUGAAAGCAGCGAAGCCAUUAUCCGCAAAAGAACUGCGGGCAUCCUCGACAUGGGAGGCGUGUCCACUCAGAUAGCGUACGAAGUCCCCAAAACUGUAAGCUUUGCCUCCUCACAGCAGGAGGAAAUAGCUAAAAACUUACUAGCUGAAUUUAACUUGGGUUGUGAUGUUCACCAAACUGAGCAUGUAUACAGGGUCUAUGUGGCCACAUUUCUUGGAUUUGGUGGCAAUGCUGCUCGACAGAGAUAUGAAGACAGAAUAUUUGCCAACACAGCUCAAAAGAAUAGGCUCCUGGGUAAACAGACUGGUCUGACUCCUGAUACCCCAUACCUGGAUCCCUGCUUACCCCUAGACAUUAAGGAUGAAAUCCAACAAAGCGGACAGACCAUGUACCUACGGGGAACAGGAGACUUCGACCUGUGUCGAGAGACUAUCCAGCCUUUCAUGAAUAAAACAAAUGAGACACAGACUUCCCUCAAUGGGAUCUACCAGCCCCCAAUUCACUUCCAGAACAGUGAAUUCUAUGGCUUUUCUGAAUUCUACUAUUGCACCGAGGAUGUGUUACGCAUGGGGGGAGACUACAGUGCUGCUAAAUUUACUAAAGCUGCCAAGGAUUAUUGCGCGACAAAGUGGUCCAUCUUGCGGGAACGCUUUGACCGGGGACUCUAUGCCUCUCAUGCUGACCUCCAUAGGCUAAAGUAUCAGUGCUUCAAAUCUGCCUGGAUGUUUGAGGUGUUUCAUAGGGGCUUUUCGUUUCCUGUCAAUUAUAAAAAUCUAAAGACCGCCUUGCAAGUUUAUGACAAGGAGGUUCAAUGGACCCUAGGAGCAAUCCUUUAUAGGACUCGCUUUUUACCCCUAAGAGAUAUCCAGCAGGAGAUUUUCCGGGCCAGUCACGCUCACUGGCGGGGCUUCUCCUUUGUCUACAAUCACUACCUGUUCUCUGGCUGCUUCUUGGUGGUCCUGCUGUCCAUCCUCCUGUACCUGCUGCGCCUUCGGCGCAUUCACCGGUGGACACUGCGGAAUGGUUCGGCUGCCACCCUCUGGAUGGAGGAAGGCCUUCCUUCUCAGAAGAUUGCUGGGACCCUAUGAGCCUGGGAGUUAGAGAGCUCCAGGAAGACUCUAAAGGAAAAGCCAUUUUUGCCUCAGGGUUUCUCCUCUUUAUUCUCAUUCAGUUUUGUUUUUCCUUUCCCUUUUGGUUCCUUAAAACAAAAUCCAUUGUUUUCAAGCCCUGCUUCCUAGAAAUACUGCAUUUAGCCAUUUUGGAUACAGCUUUAAGUUAAGUAGGGAAAAGGGAAUUCACUUGAUUUUUGCUACAGAGGACAUCUGCCAAUAUUUACCAAGAUUUUUGGUUUUUCUCUAAGGUAUGUUAACUUUUAAUCAAAUGCACUUUUAUGUUGCGAGAGAAAUGGAAAAGACAGCAUCUGUCAGUGAAGAUAGAACUGAAUAGUGAUAUUUUCACAGAACCAAAAACAUAAGGACUGCGAUUAUAAUCCUUUUUUUCUUCUCUCUCUAUUUUGAAAGCUCUGACCUAAAGAGGGUAAUAUUUAAUUUUGUUUGUUGUUCACGUCUGUUGCUGUAUGUCGUCCUUGCAGUUGUAAAAAUACAAAACCUUUUAUAGUAAAAAUAGAGAAAUCCAGGUACCAGGAGAGAACCAUUUUUAAAAUGAGUAAUGAAGAGGUCUGUCCAUUGUGAAAUACUUACGAGAGCUUUGUGUGUGCACGUGAAAAAUUGAGGUCAGGCAGCACUCUUUCUUUUGAAAACAGGCCCUUCUCAAUUGACUGUUUUCAUUUUAUUUAGAAGAAUCACCAUUACCGUUAUGUUUUUGUGACCACAGGUAAUUCCUUUCUGUAUCCCGUCUUUUAGUGGCAUUAAAACCAAACCAAACCAAACCAAACCCACUGCCGUUGAGUCGACUCCGACUCAUAGCGACCCUAGUGGCAUGAGAACUCUUUAUUUUUGAAAGACUCGGAAAAUUCAUAAAGUUUCACUGGUUUCGAUGUUCCUAAACCUAGAUCUUGGGCCCACUUAGAGGUACUCCAGUAUUUCUUAGUGGUACAUAGUUCCUUGUUUAAUUGUGCUCAGUUUCUUCCAACUUCAAGUUGAUAUUUUCUCCCUUAAUUAAAAGUAGUCCCAGCUGAUUUACUUCGUAGAUCCCCUAAAACUCUGUUACUGCUGUGGCUGAGGUGUUGGCAGUGCCACUGUAAAUCCAAACUAAGGGUCUGAGUUUAAUAUGAAAUAAACUCUUGUUUUGAAGAAAACAAAUAUGGCAUUUUAAACAAAAACCUAAGGACAACUGGAUCGGCGUCUGUGGUAACGGUUGUUUUCUGCCUGUUUGUUUAGUUUAGAAGCUUUGGGAAUUCUCAUACAUAGUUUUUAGGUUUUCUUUUUGUACAUCGGAAACCCUGGUGGCAUAGUGGUUAAGUGCUAUGGCUGCUAAAUGUAAGGUCGGCAGUUCGAAUCCACUGGGCGCUCCUUGGAAACUGUAUGGAGUAGUUCUGCUCUGUCACUGUGAGUUGAAAUUGAAUUGAUGGCAACGGGUUUGGUUCUUUUUGUGUGUGUGUGUGUACAUAUGUGUGUGUGUGUGUAUGCGCACCAUGUUUUAAUUCCAGAAUAGUUAAAUUCGUAUAGUUGUUAGUAUAUGUGUAUGUUGAGAACCAUCAGCUGCUUCUUAAAAAAUCGCUGAUUAAAGAAUUCAAAUCCUGAAACCCUUAUUUAACUCAGAAAAAAAAAAAAGUUGGAGUUUAUCUUAAUGUAAAAGAGUGCAAAUUUAUGAAAGAAAUGCAAAUUCUCUUACUCUGUUCUUCAAAAUGAAUAUUGUAGCAGUGAAAAAAACAUUUGUAGAAUGUUUGCAUCUCAGAUGUCUAGAAGGUUGGAGGAGCUGUACGGUGUUACAGCACUUAAUGUAUAGAGUGUCUUGUUCCAGAGACAUGGGGGGGAUACAUGUCUCCGUGAAUUUAGAGAGCAGCCUCUGAAAUGCUGGUCUCCAGCUGUUGAAAUCCUUGGUCCUUAGUAAACACUCCCCCUUAUCAAGAUCCAGUUAACAAAUAAGCUGUGCCAUAGAUACCUCAGAAAUGGAGUGAACUGGCGUGCUUCUCCUGGAAUUCUUAGAUAGGGUUUGUCCCCGUAGGCUGGGAGGCAUUAGUGAUGAAGAGGAAGUAUGUUUACACUUUAGUUUUUCUACCAUCAACCACUAUGUACUAACAAGUCCCUAAUCUGUAAAAUGAAAAAUGUUAAAUAUCCAGGGUGUGUUAUUUUGCUUUUAAAAUCUAGGCAAGGAUAAGCCAGCAUAGUCACAGAUUUAAAUAGGCCUUAAUUAAAGCUUCCUAGCCGGUUUCUAAAUAAAGGAUGCAAAUUUUGGCCCAACUCUUUAGCUUUCAGGGGACAGAGCAGCAACAAACAUACAGGAGUUCUACUUUAAGCCUGACCUGAGGAGCCUUGCUGCAGGAAACUGUCCAUCAAAACAGAUCCGCAAGCUAGGAGCCUAAGGCCCAGACAACCCUAUACUUGGUAUUGUUAGGCACCCAUGUUCCCCUGACAAAGAAUUCCUUGGAUCAGGGCAAACUGGCAAACUAUCUCCUACAGGCCAGUUCUGGCCUCUGGACUUUUUGUGAGACCCAUGAAUUAAGAAUCAUUUUUAAAGGUUUGUAAGAAAAAAAAAUAUACAACAGAAAUUGUACGUGGCCUCCCACCCAUACCCCAGCCUAUAAAGCAUAAAAUAUUUACUGUCUGGCGCUUUACAGAAAGUUUGCUGACCCCUGUGAGAACAAACAGUUCAAGAAAGGAUAUAGGCAGUAUAUCUGUAUGUAUAGGCAACUACCAUCUGUGGAUACUAAAAGAUAGGCAGGAGAAGUGACCAAACUUCAAUCUUAAAUAUUUGUUUAUACACCAGAAUUUCACUUUCUAUCUUUUCUUCUAAUUUCCAAGAUCAGUUUUCUAACAAGCCAGGAAACAUAGUCCAAAAAAAAGUGUUAUUUAGGAGGGAUCAUUAUGUUGUGUUGGAAGUGUCUGUAGCCACAAUAGAUUGUGCUCCAGAGAUGGUCUCACGCAGUUACUCUCUAUCCUUUACCAAAGAAGGGAGAACAGGCUAGUUCUCCAAAUGUUACAAGAAUAGGAUCAGAGGGCAAGCAUGGGAGGAGCUUAAUUCAGGAAAAGGAUGAAUAGUAAUUCAGGACUGGCCAGGAAGGCAGUAAACUCUGUAUACUUGUAGUAGAAAGCAAAAGAAAUCGGACCUGGAACUUGCUAAAAACCGUAACAGUAAGAGUAUUAUAAGUGAAAUCUUGCUAGAAACCCUCCUGUAGUAAAUGCUUACGUGUUUCUUAGCCAUCUUGUGUGUUUGUCUUUUUUAAACCUUCAGAGCACAUUCUCAAAGAUUUUACAACCCAUUUAGGGACAUCAGACAGUAAAAGUACAAACACUUGGACUUGUAUCAGUGAUUUUUGCACAUUUUCACCUCUAAACUGCUGGUUUUAGGCAGUGCUUCCCAACCUAAGUGCAAUCUGGAGUGGCUGCCCACAGCUGGAGGCUGGGAACGUGGGGGUUCUGUGGGGCCAUCCCAAGGGCUUCAGCGAUCACCAUUCUCCACCCAUUGGCCACACCUGUGCACGAGGGUUGACAAGCUUUGGCUUAAGGACUAUUUACGUUUUAAACUCAGGCCUACAUAGAAUAGUUUUUGUUACAAGAAGCAUGCAUCACUUAACAAGAAACUAAAAAAGGCAAAUGUGUUUUCCAAGCUUUUUAAAAAAAAAAAAAAAACCAGCUUUAGAAUUGUAUGCAGUAAUGUGCAAUGCAGCAAAAUUACCUAUAUUAUUUAUUUCAGUGUUUUUUUUUUCUGAUACUGACUUUCCCUUUCAAUAAUGAAUGAUGUGACCAACCCAGGAGAGAUCUUUGUUGGUCUGUUACUAAAAUUACAUUUUACCAUUAGCAAUUAUAAAAACUAAGGGACAUAUUUAACUGUGUUUUUUUUUUUUUUUUUAAAGCAAUGUUUUUCAGUCAAAGUAAGGAUGGACAUAUUGGAGGAUUGUCAUGGUGUCACAUAACUUUCUGUAUUUUGGCAACCUCAUGUUGCCACGCUUGCACAUGAUGGGUGUUGAGAAUCAGUAAAGAGAAAGUUUAUCCGAUCACCCAGAAACUCUAUGUGAGCUUGCUGUCUUGUGAUUUAAAUGCAUUUUUCUCAGAUGUUUGAAUCUUAUUACCUGUUACAGUGGUUAGUUGAACUUGAAUCUAAAUUCAGUAAAAUAAAUUGUCGGAGUCUGACUCCA